Salarias fasciatus (jewelled blenny) is the source of this 1545-nucleotide messenger RNA. RefSeq names its product polyadenylate-binding protein 1-like. The coding region runs from base 1 to 1545 and encodes 514 amino acids. Gene Ontology annotation, molecular function: mRNA binding. The record is from RefSeq and is a predicted model, not a curated record. Lineage: Eukaryota; Metazoa; Chordata; Actinopteri; Blenniiformes; Blenniidae. The transcript is spliced from 9 exons.
AUGGACCAGUUUGCGCCCAUAAACCCUUCGGCUUCUCUCUAUGUGGGAGACCUGCACCCCAGCACCACUGAGAUGAUGGUGUAUGAGGCCUUCAGCCAGGUGGGGCCCGUCAUCUCCGUGAGGAUCUGCAGACACCGCCUGACCCGCCGCUCCCUUGGUUAUGGUUUUGUGAACUUCCAGAACCGCCAAGAUGCUGAGCAAGCCCUGGAUGAAUUGGCAUUCACUUUGAUCAACGGCCGGCCGGUCCGGAUCAUGUGGUGCCAACAUAACCCCUCCCAGAGAGCCAGCGGAGCGGCCAACAUCCUCAUCAAGAACCUCGACAAGUCCAUCGACAGCCUGGCCCUCCUGGACACCUUUUCAGCCUUCGGGACAGUGCUGUCCUGUAAAGUGGCCUGUGACGACAACAACAUCUCCAGGGGUUACGGCUACGUGCAGUUUGAAACUGCAGAGGCCGCUGAGCAGGCCACGAAGAGGCUGAACGGAAUGCUCUUUAACGACCAGCAAGUAACCAUCGAACCGUUCCAGCCCUAUGAGGACAGGGAGGCUGAGCUGGCCAUACAGUCCAGGGAGUUUACCAACGUCUAUGUCAAGAACUUUGGAGAGGACAUGGAUGAUGGGAAGCUAAAAGAGCUCUUCAGCAGAUACGGACCAACAUCCAGUGUCUGUGUGAUGAGGGACGAGAACGGAGGGUCGAAGGGAUUUGGAUUUGCCCGGUUCGAGACACAUGAGGACGCACAGAAGGCGGUGGACGACCUUAACGGGAAAUAUUUAAACGGCCGGCAGCUGUUCGUGAGCCGAGCCCAGAGGAGAGGAGAGCGGCAGAUCGAGCUCAGGCGCCGGUUUGAGCCCGAGACCCUGGAUCGUGGGGCCAGGUAUCAGGGGGUCAACCUGUACAUCCACAACUUGGACUCGGGCAUGGACGAGGAGCGUCUGUACAGAGCUUUUAGUCCAUUUGGAAACAUCGUAAGCGUCAAGGUGGUGAGAGAGGGGGAACGGUGCAAAGGAUUUGGAUUUGUAUGUUUUUCGUCCCCAGAGGAGGCCAGCAAGGCCAUGAAGGAGAUGAACGGCCGUGUGUUGGGCACCAGGGCCCUCUAUGUGGUGCUGGCCUGGGCUCGCCCCGGUGUCAGUCUCCAGCAGGGGCCCUGUAUGCGACCCCGACGUGAGGUCUACAUGGGACCCCGAAUGGAGACCACCGACACCCCCAGCAGCAGCCUCACCCACACCAACAGUGGCGGCCCCGUGCACGUGCCCGACGUGAGCCCCACCAGCGUCCACAACAUGGGCCCUACUUGCGCCCUCAGCGAGAGCGUAGCGCACGUUUCCAACGUGGGCCCCACACGCUCCCCCAGCAGGAGGCCCACUCAUCCACCCAGUGGGAGCCUUGGGAUUGCCCCAAUUGUGGGUACAACAUUCGGCCCCUUGAUGAGCCCUGUGUGCAGCCCCAGCAAGAUUCAAACGUGCACCCCCGGUAUUGACCCUACAUUCGGCCCCGGUUUGGACCCUGUCUACGAAGAGAUGAAACUGUGUGUGAAACUGGAAAGAUGA